Messenger RNA from Stylonychia lemnae, 1200 nucleotides. The record is from the annotation of a GenBank genome assembly. Lineage: Eukaryota; Ciliophora; Spirotrichea; Sporadotrichida; Oxytrichidae.
AUGAUAAAAAAGGAAGAUCUUGAGAUAAUAUAUGCCUAUUUCAGCAAAAUGGCAAGGAAAUCAGCUAAAUUCUUACUAAAGUGCAUGCUUUUUUCUUUGAUAGUAAUAUUGGAGAUAUUCUUACAGAGUAGCAUGCUAUUUGUCCUUCUCGGAUUGUGCUUCUGGGUGCUAAUAUUGAUCAUCUUUACCAGUCCUCUUUGGAUUCCUCUAGCAAUCCUCUGGGCACCUGCAGCGAUAAUCAAUGUUCUCGUUUUUAGAUACACUGAGGUAGAAUUAAAUACAUUAAAGUCAAUUUAUAUGUAUUAGGUUGGAGAGAAAGUUUUCAUCGGAGUUGAAAAGACAUUCUAUUAUAUGACUUAUAAGACCACUCUUUGCCGCAAAAUCAUUUGGAAAUCAAUUUAUAAUCUUUUUUCUUGCCAUUGGUAUGGAAUCUUUUAAUCUUAAAUGUGCUAUGUUCUAGGCAUUAAAAAUCUUGAAGGAUUAUCAGGUAGAAAGAUAUUAGAUCUAGGAAGUGGACGAGGAGGUGGGUUAGCCUUCUUGACUAAAUACUAUGAGCCUGAAGAAGCAUUUGGUGUUGAUUUCAGCUAAUACAAUACCAAAUUUUCACUAAAGAAGCAUUAAAAUCUUGAUAAUCUUUUUUUUCAUCAGGGUGACGCAGAGAAACUUCACAAAUUGAAAUUCCUGAAAAACGAAUAAUUUGACAUAACACUCUGCAUUGAAUCUUUUCAUUGCUUUGCAAAUCCACUUGCAGUCUUGAAGCAAGUAAAUAGGUUACUUGAUAGGGAAAAUGGUAGCUUUGUGAUUGCAGAUAUCUUUGAAAAGAAAGAUAUCGAGAGAACAGAAACUCUUUUCAAAGAAUUCUUUGAAAUUGAAAAAAAAGAAGUCAUUACAAUUAAUGUAAAGCACUCGAUAAAUCUUGAUAAGCCAAGAGCUGAAAGACUUCUACAAAUGAUUAGUGAAAAUAAAUAUGUACGCAAGAUCAUGGCUAACUUUUUGGGAUUAGCUGAAGAAUCUAAAACCUUUUAAGAGCUAGGCAAGAGUAAUGAAUACAUAUGUUAUGUGCUCAAACCUCUGUAGCACACUCAAAAUUAGCCACUCUAAGAUUAAAGCCAAUGUUGUUUUAUCAGGAGUUGUAUUGGAUCAGGACGAUAGUAAUUAAACAGGGAUAGUGGAGAUGUUCACACUCAAUAGUCUUGCUGA